AUGGCACAAAUGUCUGCGUCUUUCGGGUCCAACCACCAUGGUCUCCAGGUAGGGUACAAUUAUGGGUCGAUCGAGUUCCCCCCGCCGGAAAGACGGGAAACGCCGCCGAUUCCCUUCGCGACCAUCCCCUUCUCCCGCGACCCCGAUUUCGUCAACCGUGGAGACAUUCUCGAUCAAAUCGACGAGCGCUGUUCCGAGCUGGCCGGCCGUGUGGCCCUCGUGGGCCUGGGCGGUGUCGGCAAAUCGCAGUUGGCCAUUGAAUAUGCGCAUCGGAUCGCCGCGGGGCAUCUUGACAGAUGGGUAUUUUGGGUCCACGCCGGCACGCAGGCGCGUGUCGAAGAGGGUUUCAGAAAGAUUGCCGACAACAGUCGAAACGGGUCGAUCAUCAUCACAACACGCAAUAAGGACCUGGCUUCCAGGCUGACCGGACGCCGCCAAAACAUCAUCGAGGUCGGACCGAUGGUGCAGAUGGACGCCCUAACGCUCCUGGAGAGGAAGCUGGGAUCAAUCCUGAAUACCGAUGCGGCAGCCAAGCUUGUACGCGCGCUCGACUUUAUUCCGCUAGCCAUCAGCCAGGCUGCCGCCUACAUACAGGCAAGGGCACCGCGAAGCUCUCUCGAGAAGUACCUUUCUGAGUGCCAGGAGUCUGAGCGCAAAAGGAGCAGGCUUUUAGAGCAUGAUGCUGGAGACCUACGUCGGGAUGGAGGCGCGUCGAACGCGAUUCUCACGACAUGGCAGAUAUCUUUUGACCAUAUUCGGUCCGAGCGGCCUUCUGCGGCGGAUCUCCUUUCGCUUAUGAGCUUCUUUGAUCGACAAGGCAUUCCGGAGUCGCUCCUCAAGUCCUCUAAGCAGACCAAAACCGCAACUCGAGCAAGUGGUUCCGAAGAUGCAGAAGACUCAGGGAAUCCGACAGCAGCGAUGACGAGAUGGACGGUCGGUUCGAAGACGAUGUGGCAAUAUUACGGGACUACGACUCUUAUCGUCGUGAAUGAGGCGGGGGACCAGUUUGAGAUGCAUGGGCUCGUGCAGCUGUCGAUGAGGAAGUGGCUGGAAACGUUUCGGCCAGCAGGAGACGUUCAAGCAGCAGUUCAUCGAGCAAAUGGCAGCGUCAUUCCCGACAGGGGAAUGCUAGGCAAGGCGAGAAAUGUUCGCAAGAAAAAGUUGGGUGCAGAGAAUAUGGCGACUCUUGCAAGUAUAUCACUAUUUGCUCUGGUCCAAAUGGACCGCGGCCAGUGGGAGGAGGCCGAGAAGCUGUUUGUGCAGGUGAUGGAGACGAGCAAGACCAAGCUCGGGGCCGACCACCCAGACACGCUGACGAGCAUGGCCAACCUGGCAUCGACAUUUUGGAACCAGGGCCGGUGGGAGGAGGCCGAGAAGCUGUUUGUGCAGGUGAUGGAGACGAGCAAGACCAAGCUCGGGGCCGACCACCCAGACACGCUGACGAGCAUGGCCAACCUGGCAUCGACAUACAGGAACCAGGGCCGGUGGGAGGAGGCCGAGAAGCUGGACGUACAGGUGAUGGAGACUCGCAAGACUAAGCUCGGGGCCGACCACCCUUCCACGCUGACGAGCAUGGCAAACCUGGCAUCGACAUUUUGGAACCAGGGCCAGUGGGAGGAGGCCGAGAAGCUGGAGGUGCAGGUGAUGGAGACGAGCAAGACCAAGCUCGGGGCCGACCACCCAGACACGCUGACGAGCAUGGCCAACCUGGCAUCGACAUACAGGAACCAGGGCCGGUGGGAGGAGGCCGAGAAGCUGGACGUGCAGGUGAUGGAGACGAGCAAAACCAAGCUCGGGGCCGACCACCCAGACACGCUGACGAGCAUGAACAACCUUGCGUUUACUUGGAAAGGUCGAAGGUACCUUCGUACCUAUGCUCCUGGAUCGUCUUAUCUAUCUAACGAUCCUGUUCUGACUGGUUACUCUGGGAUGCGUCCCCUUGCGAGAGCUGAUGUGUCAGUACCCUCCUGGGAGCUCCUCGCUUUGAGGUGUUCUGUCAAGCUCUCUCCCGAGGAGGUUGACAGCUUUGCUGAUGCGCUUCGCAUCUAUCCCACCAAGACCCAGGUCGUCGAGUACAACCACCAACACAUGCUUGGCCUGGACAGCCCCGCCAUUCAGGUCGAGGCAGAGCACGAGGGUGUUGGUGCGGAGAAGGUUAAAUCCUCAAAUGCCGGCAACUUGGCCAAGCGCUUGCCCUUGUGUGUUGGUUGCAGGGUGAUGCUAACGCGGAACUUGUGGGCGGACGUCGGGCUCGUCAACGGUGCGCAAGGCACAGUCUACGACAUAUCCUGGAAAGAAGAUGCUGACGUGCUGCGAGACCCGCCCGAGGUCAUCAUGGUGGCCUUCGACGACUACGACGGCCCCGCCUUCACGAUGCCGAACGGGGAGCCGCUCCGCAGUGGAGAGAAGCUGGUUGUUCCCAUCCUCCGAGUGCGGCAGGACUUCAUGGUCGGCGCCAACUCAUGUUCAAGAGAGCAGUUCCCGCUGUUGGUCAGCUAUGCGAUCACCGUCCACAAGUCACAGGGCAUCACUCUCGACAAGGUUGUCUGCGAUAUCUCUGCGCCGGAGUUCGCUUCUGGUCUCUCCUACGUGGCCGUUUCCCGGGUGAAGACACUGGGUGGGCUAAUGUUUGAGAAGCCCUUCGACCGCAACAGGAUCUAUCACGAGACACCAUCACGAGCUAUGGGGUUAAAAUUGUCCGAUCACGCUAUCAGACAACUGCAGGCGUUAGAUGCUGUGGCGGGGAAGGAUCCCUCAGAGGAGUCAAUAGGUAUAUAA
Chaetomium globosum CBS 148.51 is the source of this 2778-nucleotide messenger RNA. RefSeq lists its product as uncharacterized. The record is from RefSeq and is a predicted model, not a curated record. Gene Ontology annotation, cellular component: kinesin complex. The transcript is spliced from 6 exons. Gene Ontology annotation, molecular function: protein binding. Lineage: Eukaryota; Fungi; Ascomycota; Sordariomycetes; Sordariales; Chaetomiaceae. The coding region runs from base 1 to 2778 and encodes 925 amino acids.